AUGGCCGUCAUCCUAGUGGUGACCCGCCGGGAGCUCGAGCACGAGACGCACGGGUUCAGUGAAUCCAACGUGGUGGGGUGGGGCGCCUACGGCGCGGUCUACCGCGAGCGGCUCACCGACGGCACUACCGCCGCCAUCAAGCGUCUGCGGCUGGUGCACCGGCAGCAGGGCAGCAUAAGUUCCACAUCGAGGUAA
Miscanthus lutarioriparius is the source of this 195-nucleotide messenger RNA. Lineage: Eukaryota; Viridiplantae; Streptophyta; Magnoliopsida; Poales; Poaceae. The record is from the annotation of a GenBank genome assembly.